Molecule: messenger RNA, 861 nt
Organism: Paramecium primaurelia
Lineage: Eukaryota; Ciliophora; Oligohymenophorea; Peniculida; Parameciidae
Source: the annotation of a GenBank genome assembly
AUGGAUAAAAUUGGAGUAGAUUAAAAUAAAGUAAAACUAAACAAAGAAGAGAUUUAACAUUUGUUCUUUCCAAAUAAAAGAAACUUUCAUAUUUAUGUUGAAUUUUUAAAAUAAUGCCAAAAAAAACUAAUUGUAUGCAUGUAUUAGAUUUCACAUAAAAUAUUGGUCAAUAUUUUAAUUGACCUUUCAUUAAAUGGAAGAGAUAUUUAAAUUGUAACUAAUUCUAAUAAUGAUGAUAAUAAAGUAAAGUCUACACUUUUGAUGAUGAUUUAAAGUUCUUUAGAGAAAAUAAAAAUAGCAGUAUAUGAAAAAUAACUUUGUUUAAUGCAUUCAAAAUAUUGUGUUAUAGAUGAUUAAAUUAUUAUGACUGGUUCUGCAAAUUGGACAAAUAAUGCAUUUCGUAAAAAUAUUGAAAGUGUAGUUAUUUUGAAAAAUGAAAAAGAAGCAUAGUUGUAUACUUGUGAAUUUGGGAAGGUGUGGAAUCAAUCAUAAAUCUUAAGAUUAAAAGGAUAGAAUCUUGAGUUCUCUCCUUUUAUUAAUAUGGAAUCUAUGAACUUUAUAAAAGGAAAGAAAUAAAAAUGCAAAUUUAAUAAAAUAAUUGAUUUAGAAAAUAGUCAUUUGUAGGAAGAAGAUAAAGAUGAAGAAGUUAAAGAGUAAUCAGAUGAAAGUAUACAAAAUUAUUAUAGUCAAAAAUAAAAAAAGAUUGAUAAUAAUUCUAAGAGGAUAAGAAAAAAUAAUUAAUAGUCAUAAAGAUAUAAUUUAUAAUAUAAUGAUUUUAAUGAGGGAAAUUUAAUAAUUUAAAUAGAUGCUUUGGAUAAAUAGAAUGCAGAUUAAAUUGAUGAAAUUGAAAUUAUGCUAUGA